Molecule: messenger RNA, 3747 nt
Organism: Closterium sp. Naga37s-1
Lineage: Eukaryota; Viridiplantae; Streptophyta; Zygnematophyceae; Desmidiales; Closteriaceae
Source: the annotation of a GenBank genome assembly
AUGGCUUCUGCUGCUGCCAACAAUGUCGCUCACUCUCUCAAGGCGGUGGUGGGGUUCAUCGGGCUGGGCAACAUGGGAGCGUGCAUGGCGGCCAACGUUCUCCGCCACAACUACCCGCUCGCCGUCUUCGACAGGAACGAGGCAGCCAUGGCGUCGCUGGUGCAGCAGGGCGCGCAACCAGCGGACUCGCCUGCAGACCUGGCCUCCAAAGCGGAUGUGAUUAUAACGAUGCUGCCCACGCCAGCUAUUGUGCUAGAUGUAUACACGGGCCCGAGUGGCGUGCUCACAGCAUCAACCACCGCCCCAUCCACUCCCUCCUCCUCCACUCCUCCCCCUUCAUCCACUCCUUCCUCCUCCCGCUCCUCCUCCCCCUCCGCCUCCACCCCUUCUCCCUCCUCUCCUCUCCCCUCCUCCCCCUCUUCCUCCGCGCCUCUCUCCUCCACACACACCAUCAGGCCGCAUCUGCUCAUCGAUGCGUCCACUGUGGACCCUGCCACGUGUCACGCCCUCGCAGCUGCCGUGCAAGCAUGCCACGUGGCGCCCAGCGCACUGCACUCGCUGCAAGGUCCCCCCUUGGUAGUGGACGCACCAGUGUCAGGAGGUGUGGUUGGCGCCAAGGCAGGCACACUCACCUUCAUGGUGGGAGGCACGGCAGCAGCGUUCGCCAUGGCGGAGCCGCUGCUGGCAGCCAUGGGCUCUCGCUCGCUGCACUGCGGGCCCUCUGGAUCCGGCUCGGCGGCCAAGCUAUGCAACAACCUGGCUCUGGCCAUCCAAAUGGCGUCAGUCUCCGAGGCCCUCGCUCUGGGGCAGCGCCUGGGCCUCUCUCCCGCGCUGCUCUCCGCCAUCUUCAACUCCUCCUCCGCCCAGUGCUGGUCCAGUGAGGUGUACAACCCGGCACCGGGCGUGAUGCAGGGCGUGCCCUCUGCUCGCCACUACCAGGGCGGCUUCUCCAAUGCCCUCAUGAGCAAGGACCUGGGUCUGGCAGUGGCAGCAGCACAGGCGGCAGGGGCGCCGGUUCCACUGGGGACGAACGUCAUGGCCAUGUAUGCUGACAUGGCGGUCCCUUCCCCCUCGCCUUUCCUCUCCGCUUCCGCCUGUCGCCUCUUUCCCCCACGCCUCGCCCUUCCUGGCACUUCUUCCCGCCCUGCUGGGGCCCAUAGUAUCCGCCGCCUCGUGACGUCCGCUAGCGCCGCCGCCGCUGCGAGCCCCUGGCCGGCUGGAGACGGCCGUCGCGAGAAUUCCGGCGCGAAUUCCGCCGCAGCAGCCGCUGCCGCCGCACCGGGCGGUCAGGCGGAGGCGGCGCAAGCUGGCGCCAGCGGUGCUGCCGUACCUGUGGCGCCUGGCGGCGGACGACAGGUCGCUGAGGUGGCGCAUCCUCGUGGCGCUGCUGCUGCUCAUCGCGGGCAAGACGCCUGCUUUCCCUCUCCCUUCCUCCAUCUCCCUUAUCCCACCUCCCCUGACCUCCCCGCCCCCUCCCCCACACGCCCACACCCCUGCAACCGCACACCUCCACACCCCUCCACACCCUCCCACGGGUGGCAGACGGCGGGGCUAGCGGGGCCGCUGAUGUUCAAGCGCGCGCUGGACGCGCUGACCACCGUGCAGGGGCUCACACGCAAGGCCAUCAUUGCCGCUGUUGCUGCGCUCGUCGUCUCUGCUGCCUCUAAGGCAGUGAGUGCGGUGUCCACAGAGCUGCGCAACAUAGUGUUCACGCCGGUGGGGCAGGCGGUGGGGCGGCGGGUGGAGUACCACUUCUUCGCGCACAUCCUGGCCAUGGACUCCGCGUUCCACCUCGACCGCAAGACUGGCGCACUCGCUAGGAUCAUUGAAAGAGGGAAGCGGUCUAUUAUCAUGAUCUUCCGAGCUGUUGUGUUCACGUUCAUCCCGACGGCAGUGGAGCUGCUGCUGGUGUGUGCGCUGCUCGCAAACCACAUAUCGCUGUCCUUUGCGGGCGUCGUGCUGCUCACCUUUGUCGUCUACGUGGCAUGGACCGUCGCCCUCACCAAGGCCUCCGUCUCCAUCCGUAAAGAGGUGAAUCGCCUGGACGGUCUGGCGACAGGCAAGGUGGUGGACGUGCUGCUAAACCACGAGACUGUCGUGCAGUUCAACAACCAGCGCCUGGAUCUGAUGCACUAUGACUCGCUACUGCGGGACUACCAGAGGGAAUCCGUGAACCUGGAGAAGGUAUCAGCGGCGCUGAACGGGGGGCAGACGACCAUAAUAUCCAUAGGGCUGGCGGCAGUGAUGGCCAUGGCGGGGCUGCGAGUGGCCGUGGGGCGCAUGACAGUGGGAGACCUAGUGCUCGUCAACGGUCUCAUUCUGCAGCUCUCCCUACCGCUGCAGUUUCUGGGAUUCCUGUAUCGUGACCUGCGCCAGUCGCUUGUUGACAUGGAGGCCAUGUUCCACAUGCUCAGUCUGGAGUCGGACCUCAAGGAUGGGGACUUGGAGCUGGCAGCGAGGGCGGAGGGCGUGGCAGUGGACGUGCAGGAUAUCUCUUUCAGCUACAUGAACGGCCGCCAGGUGCUCAAAGGGGUGUCGUUCUCCAUAGCGCCGGGCGAGAGUGUGGCGAUCGUGGGGCCAUCGGGGUCGGGAAAGUCAACGAUAGUGAAGCUGCUGCUGCGCCUGUACGACCCCUCUGAGGGCUCCAUCUCCUUUGAUGGCACUGAUGCUCGCGAGCUCAAGCAGGAGUCACUACGGCAGGCGGUGGCGGUGGUGCCACAGGACACAGUGCUGUUCAACGACAGCAUCCGCUACAACAUUGCCUACGGCCGCCCCUCCGCCUCUGUUGCUGAGGUCGACCGCGCGGCUGGUCAGGCGAAACUCCUGGACGCCAUUCGCCGCAUGCCAGACGGAUUCGACACGGUGGUGGGCGAGCGAGGGCUGAAGCUGAGCGGCGGGGAGAAGCAGCGAGUGGCCAUCGCGCGCGCCUUCCUCAAGAACCCGCGCCUGCUGGUGUGCGACGAGGCCACCAGUGCUCUGGAUUCUGCAACCGAGGCUAACAUUCUGAGGUCGUUGCAGCAACUGGCAGCCGGCAGGAGUUGUCUGUUUGUGGCGCACAGGCUGAGCACCAUCAAGCACUGCGAUAAGAUUCUGGUGAUGGAGACAGGGAGGGUGGUGGAGCAGGGCACGCACGAGCAGCUGCUGGCAGCAGGGGGCAAUAAUGGAGCAGUAGCCUCCAUGGGGAGCGGGAGUGGAGGAGGGGGAGUGGAAGGGAGGGAGAGUGGUGGGGACGCUGAGUUGAAGGAGCAGUUGCGGGCAGUGGCUGUGAGUGAGUCGGAGUGGCGCACGGAUGGGAGAGUACCGGUGGGGCUAGAGGAAGUGGGAAGAAGGAGAGGUGGAGAUGAGUUACUCACUGACGAAGGAGGGCAUGUGUGGAACGCACAUGAGGGGCAUGGUGGUGCUGAAGGGGAGAGUGGGGCGACGAGUGGAAGUGCUGAUGGUGGUGUGGGUGUUGGUGCUGAAGGUCUGCAUCAAGAUGGAGAGCAUGUGGAUGGAGAAGGUGUUGCGAGAGGGAGGAGUGGAGGGAGGGUGCGUGGUUUGCGUCAAACCUCGUUGUUUCUGAGUGAGUUUGCUCGUGCAGGCGAGUACACUGGGAGUGAGGAACGUGUGGAGGAUAUGGUGAUUGCUGAGGAUGAGAUUGAAAGGGAGGAGAGUGAAGGGGAGAGUGAUGGCGAGAUGGGGUCGAUGGGAGACAUAAUAUCAGGACCAAGCGGUGCAAAGCAUGAGCACUCUCGUGGGUCGUCUUAA